AUAUUAAUUUAUAUCUUUUUCUUCCCAUAUGACAGCAAUGGGAACAUUCAGAAUUCACCAUAGUGACACUUUUUGCAUGAGUAGUAAUAAGGAUCUUAGGUAUGCUGCAAGCGAAGUACAUGAUGAGGAUAUUGACUAUCAUUGUGCGACUUUGUCGUAUUUAAAGGAGAGGGUAAAAAGCCUUGGAUAUAUGCAUUUUAAGGACAUCUAUUACAAAGAUCCUUAUGUGGAAAAAUUUGGUGAAGCAGUAAAGGUUAUAAAUAGUAAGCAAGAGCUUAUUCACAUGCGGUACCUUUUAAAUGAAAGGGGAAUUAUAGAUGUGUACAUUAAGCAUUUCUGUGAAGAGCCAAACAUUUUAGAUUUGCUUGAAGGUGGCACUGUUCUACAAGAAUCAAUUGAUGAAGGUACAAUGGACAUUGGGGAAGGUUGUGCGACACAAAAUUCACAACUAGCCCCAAAUUUUCAUGAAGCUCUAGAAACAACAACUAAAGGUGAUGCUGAUGAAACAGAUGCAAUGCAUGGAGGUGAUGCAGCCCAACAAGAAGAUCUACAGAAGAAUGAUCAUGAUCAUGAGGAGUUGCCUGAUAUUGUGCAUAAUGAUGUAGAUGAUGAGGAUAAUGAGGAAGGCUGUGUGACACAAAAUUCACAACCAGCCCCAAAAUUUCAUGAAGCUCUAGAAAGAACAGUUGGAGGUGAUGCUAAUGAAACAGAUGUAGUGCAUGGAGAUGAUGAGGAGGUGCUUGAAUCUAUUCGCAAUAAAAAGAAACAUAAAGCCAGUGCAAGAAAAAAUGCAAAUGGUGCUGGACCAAGCGGCACAGUUCAUGACUCCCCUACCACAGUUAAUGAAGAGGGUGAAAGGGUUCCUAUAGGAACUGAUGACCAUGGAGAUUUGGGUUCUGAUUCUUGCUUUGAAAAUAGUGAAGAUGAAUUUGAGGUUUCUAGUGAUGAUUUAGGUGAGUACAAUGUUGAGGAUGAACAUGAACUUGAAGAAGAACAAGAAGAAGAUAUAAGAACUACUAGAAGUAGUGAUUUAUGGUUUAAUCCUUCAUGGACUACUGUUUGGUUUGAGGUAGGGAUGAGGUUUGAGCAUGUAGCACAAUUUAAGGAGGCUAUAGCUAACGAACACACUUGCUUUAAGAGUUUGAAGCCUGACAUGGUUGGGUUGAAGAUACUUGCAAAACACCAUAGGAACAAAAUUCUUGCAAAUCCACAGAUCAGAGUCAGUGAGAUAAUGAGAUUGUCUCAUUUAGAAUUAGGAGUUCACGUUUCAAGGGAUAAGUGUAAACUAGCAAAGGAAAAGAUUAUGAAGGAGGUGAAAGAAGCUCACACAAAGGAAUUUGCUCAAUUAAGAAGGUAUGCAGAAGAGCUGUUGAGAUUGUCCCCUCAGUCAAAUGUUCAAAUUGAUAGUGAGCCACCCAUAACUCCAGAAGGAAAACCUAUGUUUAAAAGAAUUUAUGUGUGUCUAGAAGGAUGUAGGAAGGGUUUUCUACUGGGCUGUAGACUAGUAAUUGGAGUAGAUGCCUGUUUCCUCAAGAAGAUGUUCAAAGGAACCCUUUUGGCAGCUGUUGCAAGGGAUGGGAACAAUCAAAUGUUCCCAAUAACUUAGGCUGUUGUUGACUCAGAGUCUACCAACUCAUGGACAUUUUUUUUUAGAUGCCUAGCUAAUGAUCUAUCAAAUCACACUAGGCGAGACUUAAUGUUCAUUUCGAACCAACAUCUUGUAAGUGUGCACAAUUUAUUAUGAAUUAAUUUAUAUUAUCAAU
Messenger RNA from Rubroshorea leprosula, 1763 nucleotides. Lineage: Eukaryota; Viridiplantae; Streptophyta; Magnoliopsida; Malvales; Dipterocarpaceae. The record is from the annotation of a GenBank genome assembly.